Molecule: messenger RNA, 1664 nt
Organism: Malus domestica (apple)
Lineage: Eukaryota; Viridiplantae; Streptophyta; Magnoliopsida; Rosales; Rosaceae
Product: protein JASON-like
Biological process (GO): male meiosis II
Source: RefSeq, a predicted model, not a curated record
AACGGCCUUCUCCCUCCCUCUCUCUCUCUCUCUCUCUCUCUCUCUCUCACACACACACACACGUUGGGAAAGAUGGAGAUUUGAAAUUGUGAAAAUCCAGGACCCAAAUCCUUCUUCUUUUCCAGAAAGACACAAUCUUUGGGAUACCACAGAGUAGGGAAAGAGAGAGAUCGAAAUCAUGGGUUGCUUUCUUGCAUGUUUUGGUUCUUCCAAAGACAAAAACCGCAGGAGUAAUCAGAGGUACAGGGUUCACCACAGAGACCAUAGACAUACAAGUUUCGGGCCUGUGAAAUCUGCCGUCUCUUCUGCACCGGUGGUUGAGGAAAAACCUAUUAUCCCGGCAUUGGAAGAAGUCCGGGAUAAGCCAGUGGAGGAACUGAGCUUCAGUACUCGAAAGAAAGUUACUUUUGAUUCGAAUGUCAAGACCUAUGAGCAUGUUUCGACCAACGAAACCCCGGAUCCUUUGUUGGAUAGUGAAGAGAAUGGGAAGGAGGAAGAGGAGGGGAAGAAUUUGGAAAAACCGUGCCUAUCUAAGUCUUCCUCUGAAGAUAGUUCGGUCAUUUCGAGCUCAGGGUCAUAUCCUCCUAGGCAUAGGUACCAGAAUUGCAGGGAUAGCGAUGAUGAAGACGAAGCUUUAGACUAUGAUGAGGACUGUGAUGUUGAUGGUGAAGAUGAGGAUGAUUACGAUGACGAUGAAGGGGAACUAGAGUACGAAGAUGAAAUUGUAGAAUCAAACAGUGGGGUUUCUACACGUCAAGUAAUGACUGAGGAUUUUGAUAGUCCAAUGCCGAUGAAACCAGCUGGGUUGGACCACAAUGUGCGAGAUAGGAGUGGUUAUGUUCAUUCGGUGCUAAACCCUGUUGAGAAUCUUACACAAUGGAAAGCUCUCAAAGCCAAAGGGACACCACUGAUGAAACCUCAGAAAGAGAAUUUCACACAGGAUCAAGAACCCCGGAUUUCGUUCAGUUCAGAUCCAAGUUUGAGCUUCAAAUUGAAAACUGAUCAAGACAAGAAGCAUUCAAAGGAUUCCAACCAAGAAAUGGCAGUUGAUGCUAGCCUCUCGAACUGGUUGUUUUCAUCAGAAAAUACACCCGUUAACAAGGUCAGCACAACUGCUUUAGACACCUUCACGCCUGAGAAAAGCACGUCCCAUGGAUCAAACUCAGCGAGAAGCCAUGAAGAUCGACCAAUUUUAGGUGCAUUAACUGUUGAAGAGCUCAGACAGUUUUCAGCUUCGUCUUCACCAAGGAAGUCACCAAGUAGAAGCCCUGACGAGAUGGCCAUAAUGGGGACUGUCGGAACCUACUGGAAUCACAUGGCUCCUCCUCCCGCUGCCAAGAGUUCGGGUGCCUCGUCUUACAAAGGAAUACCAAACACAACCAGCAAAUACAGAGAGGAUAAAAGAGUGAAUUGGCAUUCUACCCCAUUUGAGACGAGGUUGGAAAGAGCUUUGAACAGAGGAGGUGCUGCUGAAUUAUGAUUGAUGAGAGUUCUUUAUAAUUAAGGAAAGAGGAUUGGUUUGUGAUUGUUAUUAUCUGGUGAUGAUGUCUAUUCUUUUAAUUCUUUUGUGAAUUAUGAUGUUGUUUUUUGUGUGACGCUUGCCUGUUGUAAUAUUGGAGACUUGCUUGAAAUUAUGGAUUGUGAUUUUACUAGUUUGCUUGAAA